This is a messenger RNA of Fulvia fulva, 1686 nucleotides long. RefSeq lists its product as uncharacterized. Bases 1 to 1686 code for a protein of 561 amino acids. Lineage: Eukaryota; Fungi; Ascomycota; Dothideomycetes; Mycosphaerellales; Mycosphaerellaceae. The transcript has 4 exons. The record is from RefSeq and is a predicted model, not a curated record.
AUGUCGGAUCUGUGCCACAACUGCGGUGACUGCCACCUCGGCGCGCAUGCCAUCAAGUGCAGGAAGGAGCUACGGGAGUGCAUCAUCUGCCGCGCCUUGGGCCACACCUACAACUUCUGCCCGCGCAGCGUACAUCAAUUGGAUGAGAAGUACAGCUACUUUAUGCUCUGUCAUAACUGCGACUCCUGGCACCUCCCGAAGCCAUGCGAGGAGGAGCUGAGGCACUGCGAGCGUUGCCAGCAGUAUGGCCACAUGGUCUUCUUCUGUCCCAUCGAUCCAGAGCCUCGCGCCAGGACAGACGAGCAGGUGGGCGCAAAGCGUCAGCGCAACCAAAACAGUGGUCGCGAUAUGGUUCAGCCUCGCGUCGCUCCAGCCAGCGAGGUCGAACAGGUACACCCACAGCUCUUGCGCGACAUCAAGCUCUAUGCGGUCAAGGAGGCGUUCCACUUGCUCGAGCAGCACAGCGAGACCGAUGUGCUCACAUACUUCGCGCGGCCAGUCCUGCCACCACUCCAGACCAUGACCGGUCCGAUACAACAUACAGCAGCUCCCGCCGCACAUCAGUAUCUUCCAAACAACGAGCUCAAUGCGCCAGGAUCCAGCUCCACAGCUGCUCCUCUCACUGGCAACAGCUUCGAUUACAGUAACUUGCAGCACAUCGACCAGCACGGCCAAGGUUCACCGACUAUGCUGCCAACUCCAGCAUCUGCCACUGAUCCUCCGAUGUCUACCGGCCAAGAGCAGACUGUUGGUGUCUACCAGACCAUGCACGAUAGAUUCGAGCGUGGCGAGCUGGCAAUGGCACAAGAUGUGCAAGAGCCGCGCUCUGAUAGCGCUACCCAGUCGCCCGCACCCGGUUCUGUCGACGCGCAACAAACUCCAGUAAGCAAGAAGAAGGCUACGCCAAAGCCUCGCCGCACCGUGACGCGAUGUGCGCCCUGCAAGAAGAGACACAUGAAAUGCAAACACUUCGAUGAGGAUGGCAACCCCACGGUUCCAGGCGUGCAGCCAGCUGCAUCUGGCAGCGUCAAGAAGAUCCCAAGUGGCAUGGAUCUUGUCUAUGAGCCAAGUGUGGGCCACCUGGUGUCGCGAGAGGAGCAGGACUCCAUCCGCAUUGGAAAUGGCCAGGAGAAGAUGCAGAAUCACAUCGCCGCGACCGAUCAGGCGAUGAUGGGCGAGCUUCCCCAAUUUGAUCAAGUUUAUCGCAGCUACCAAGGCGGCAUCAAUCGGCUUGACUGGCUGAACAAGUCUAAGGAGCAUGCUCAGUCCGCUUUCGUGAUGAACAGCCAGGGACCUUCCAUGAUGCCCGCAGCCGUGGACAACAACCAGCAGUGGACAGCUUCCGGAGUGAUGCUACCAGCGAUCGGCUUGUAUGAUCACCAGAGUGUUCCAGCAGAACAGAUGACCGCAGCAGAUCAACAGCUCGAGCGUAACUUGGCUCAGAUGCUGUCGGAGGAAGCAGGCUUCGGACCAGAGCACUCGAUUCUCCAGCCUGUCGCCUUGAGUGGCAAUGCAGAUGUUGCAUUCAUGGGCGGAAAGUCGCUCAACAUGCCCGAGUCAGAGGCCAAGGUCGUAGCACAAGCCGAUGGUGGCGGAACUGACGUGGCCGAUGCCUCUGUUGCGGAUCUUGUCGAGCCGUCGAGUAAGAAGAAGGGUGGAGGUCGCAAGCGCAGCAAGGCGGCUUAG